AUGGGUCUGGCGCUCCGGCACGUCGCCGGCAACAUGCAGCCGCUCAUGGAAGCCAACCGCUCCGCCGUCGCCAUCGCCGACGCCGCUCGGGAGCCCGCGACCAACGACGAACCAUCACCAGCUUCGAUCUCCCAAGUGAGGACCAAGAUGUUCAUGGCCUUCGCCAUGCAGCCGCUGCUGGCGCAGGUGUCGUACGCCGGCGCCGACGGCCACGCGUUCGCCUUCUACCGCACGGAGCGCGGCGAGGCGAGAGCGCUGUUCACGGACUCGCAGAAGAGGUGGUGCACCCAGCCGGUGGACCCGGCGACCGGCCGCCUGGUCGGGAGCGCCGCCGCCGCCGCCACAGAUGGGUUUUUCCUGCCGAACACUACGACGACGCAGGCGGCCCCUCUCGUCGCGAGCAAGAACAACGCCUCGCCGCCAGCGGCGUCGCUCUGGGAAGGGUGGGCCCGCCCGGGCGUCCGGAUGCUCUUCUUCUCCGCGCCCGUCGGCGGCGGCGUGGUCUCGGCAGCAGUCUCCGUCCACGACGUCUUCGAGGCCGCCGCCUCACGCAUCGGCGUCCAGGACGGCCUGGACGUGUACUACGCGGUCGGCGACGACAAGGACGACUUCGCGUCAUCAGCGACCGCCAACUACGAACCUCUGCUGCUUGGCUACCAGCACCGCACCGCCGACGACACGGCGGAGGACACGCUCACGUUCUCCGAGCUGAAGUGCGCCGCCUCCACCAUUGACGACACCGCGCCCGAGCUCGGCCAGCUCGUCUCCGGGGGCCCCAAGCACAACCGGUACAAAGCCGCGUGCGCCAUGCUCGACGUCUCCGGAGUACAAGUGGCUCUCCGGCUGGUACUCCGGCCCCCGGUCCAGGGCCACAUGAUCCAGGCGCUGUGCAUCGCCGUGAUCGUCUUCGCGUGCGCCCUGCUGGUGGUAGGCGUGGUGUCCUGCGCCUUCGCGGUGCGUGCGCUGCGGCGGGCGGCGGCGCGGGAGAUGGCGCUGAACGCCGACCUGGUCCGGCAGAAGGAGGCGCUGCGGCAGGCGGAGCGCAAGAGCAUGAACAAGAGCAAUGCCUUCGCUAGCGCCAGCCACGACAUCCGGUCCGCGCUGGCCGCCAUCGCCGGCCUCGUGGACAUGUCCCGUCCGGAGGCGCAGGCGCUCCCCGCCCCAGGCAUCGUGGAAAACCUCGACCAGAUGGGCAUCUGCACCAACAAGCUGUUCGAUAUACUGAACUCGAUCCUAGACACAAGCAAGGUGGAGUCGGGGAAGAUGCAGCUGGAGGAAGCCGAGUUCAGCAUGGCCGACGUCCUGCAGGAGUCGGUGGACAUGGCCAACGUGACGGGCGUCCGGAGAGGAGUGGAGGUGAUCUGGGACCCCUGCGACUUCUCGGUCCUGCGAUGCGCGGCCGUCCUCGGGGACAGCAAGCGCCUCAAGCAGAUCCUGGACAACCUGCUCGGCAACGCGCUCAAGUUCACCGACGAAGGCCACGUCGUCCUCCGGGGCUGGGCGACCCGGCCGAUCGCCGGGAGCGGCGUCAGCGCUCCGUCAAGGUUUGCGCGCGGCAGCGGCGGUUCAUUGGCACGUUUGUUCAGAGGAAGGGAGGAUCCUGAUGGCCAGGAUCAUGUGCAGAAUGACCCCAAUCUGGUAGAGUUUUACUUUGAAGUGGUUGACACCGGCAUUGGGAUCCCCAAGGAGAAGAGGCUGUCUGUGUUUGAGAACUAUGUUCAGGUGAACAAUGGCCAAGGCGGCACAGGCUUGGGGCUCGGAAUCGUGCAGUCCUUUGUACGCUUGAUGGGAGGAGAGAUUAGCAUCAAGGACAAAGAGCCCGGGGAAAGGGGAACAUGCUUCGCGUUCAACGUGCUGCUGAAGAUGAGCGAGGUGCAACAGCCUCAAGACAUAGAAGAAGGACCAUCAGUUCCAUCAGCAGGCACACUGAACGGCUCCAAUUUCAGAGCCUCAGCGUUUCAAGAAGCCAGCAGCUUCAAGGGCGUGCACUGUGUUCUCUACGUUCAUGGGUCUGAAACCAGGAGGAUCCUGCAGACAUGGAUGGAGAGCAUUGUAGUCAAAGUCUGGCUGGUCCGGCAAGCCGAGUUCAUCAGCUCCACGCUGGAGAAGGUGCAGAGCAAUAGCAUGGCCACCGCUGCCGCUGACUGCGGCGGCGGCGACCGGUGCUUCAGCUCCAAGGAGAUGGUGAACCAGUUGAGGAACAGCACUGGUCCCAGGAGAGCCAGCCUUGGGGGGAUUCCUUCUGGUAUCCUUGUUGUCAUCGACGUGUCCGGUGGUGGAUUGGAAGAAAUUUGCCAGGAGAUGGCCAAACUUGCCAGGAACAAGCAACAGGCUCCAUGCAAAGUUGUUCUGCUGGAGGAUAUCAAGACCCCUUCCAGUGAUCUGAGGUGGCUCAAGGAGCAGGGCUGCGAUCUCGUCCUGCGAAAGCCGGUGCAUGGGUCUCGCCUGUUCACUCUCCUUAUGACCCUGAGAGACCUCCAGGCUUCAGAUGCACAAGCACAGUCUUCUCAAGUUGGUCCUGAGAUUGCUGGGAACAACAGCCAGCAGCAAGGUUUGCCAGAUGUUGUUGUUCCUUGUGUGCAGGAAGCUGCUGCAUCAACUGAAGUUUCAUGCUUGGUUCAGGAACAGAAGCCUGAAGAUGAUAAGCCUCUUGCUGGGAUGCAGAUCUUGCUAGCUGAAGACACUGUAGUGCUGCAAACAAUCCAAAGGAAAAUCCUGAACCAGCUUGGAGCAACUGUCACAGUAGCUGAAGAUGGAGCCGUGGCUGUGAACUUGCUCAAAGAAGCUCUUGAGCAGGCCAAUGUGUCAGAAGAGGAUAUAGUGCCCUUGCCCUACCAUGUUGUCUUCAUGGAUUGCCAGAUGCCCAAUAUGGAUGGCUAUGAAGCGACCAAACUCAUCCGCGAGGAAGAACAAAGCUACGGAGUUCACACUCCGAUCAUCGCAUUGACCGCGGCUGACACGGAGGAGGAUCUGCAAAAGGCCAUCGAUGCCGGGAUGGAUCUGCACCUGACAAAGCCAAUAUUACGGCAAAAGAUAGUGGAAGCUGUUCGCAGUGUUUGCAAACGUGAGAAUUGA
Molecule: messenger RNA, 3075 nt
Organism: Miscanthus lutarioriparius
Lineage: Eukaryota; Viridiplantae; Streptophyta; Magnoliopsida; Poales; Poaceae
Source: the annotation of a GenBank genome assembly